Messenger RNA from Cryptosporidium ubiquitum, 2967 nucleotides. RefSeq lists its product as uncharacterized. The transcript has a single exon. NCBI's taxonomy places the organism in Eukaryota, Apicomplexa, Conoidasida, Eucoccidiorida, Cryptosporidiidae. The record is from RefSeq and is a predicted model, not a curated record. Bases 1 to 2967 code for a protein of 988 amino acids.
AUGAAAAUCAAACAGAAUAGAUUCUUCUUUUUAUUCCUUUUUGCUUUCUCCAUUAUAAAAAUUAAGGGAGCUGAAUUCAAUGAAGAAAGUGAUUCUAAAGAAAUAAUAAGUCAAGUUCAGGCAGAAGGUUUAAGUGAAGAAAGUUUAAAUUUACUAAGUUCAAUUACCAAUUUACAUGAAAAAAAUUUUGCAGCCGAAUUGAUUGCGAAGUUACUACUUUCUUAUUCAAUUAUCAUGCUUAAAUUUGUAUAUUUUUUUAAUGAUAAUGUUCUCUAUGAACAACACUUAAGAUUGAGAGAUAUAAUUUUCCACACCAACGUACAAUCAACUUUUAUUGAGAAAGGAAUGAUGUUAAGCAAUGAAAAGUUAGAAAAAUUAUAUCGUAGCUGCUUCUUUUAUUUAAAACAUGAUCUUAUUAAUCAAUUAAAUAGAGAAUCGAAUGAAAAUCCAUUCGAUUUCUUAAUGAAUGUGAUUAGUAAUCAUAGUGAUAUAUUAAAACAAAUCCUGGAAUCUCAAAAGGUUCUUGAACAUUUAAUUUCUCACAAUUUAGAUUCAACAGUUAAAUCAGUAGUUUCAACAAUAACUCUUACUGUUUCAGAAAUCAUAAGUUUGCUAGAAGAAUCUAUAAAUAUUUACAAAGGUAUGAAUAAAAAAGAUUUUAGGAAACUCUUUGAAUCAAAAAAAGCAUCUUUUAAUAAAGCUAAUAUUAAUUUUGUAGUCACUAAUCAGAAACUAGAAACUCUUGGAAGAAUGAGAUAUGUAGUUAGGAAUAAAAAUCAAUCACCUAGUACAUAUAAUGAAUAUUCUGAAAACAAUGGAUGUACUGAAGAGGAAAUAUUAGAGUUGGAAUUGCUUAUAUCAACAUCUAUGAAAUUAUUAGGACUAAUAUCAACUAAUAUUUUUUAUUUUGAUAGAGCAAAAUUAACAAAACAUUUACAAAUAAUUGAGAAAUGCGCAUUUGAUAUUGCUCAAAUGACUACAGAUAGGGCUACUGAAAUGAAUGUUGAAAAUUCGGUUAUUCUCAAGACAAGGAAAGCUGUAAUGGAAAAACUGGAAUAUGAAAAAUUAACGAAACUUGAUAUUUUGUCUUUCAAGUUUACAAAUAAAUUGUGCAAACCAGAAGUAAUGAAUAAUUUGAAAGGUCUUUAUCAUUAUUUACUGAGGAUGAUGGUGAUAUUAAAAAAUUUAUUAGAGUCAAAUAAAUGUGGGGAUUAUAUUAAACGAUUAUUGGUCCCAGUUAUUAGUAUUUUUGAAAGCUCAGGAAAAGAGUGUGCAGUUGCCAUAAAAACCUAUGAAAAAAAAGAAGAUUUAUCCGUUAUACCUUUUGAAUUAAUUCGAACUCAAAGAGAAGAGAAAAUGUCUCAAUAUAAAAAAAUAGUGAAUAAACUGGUAGAAAAAGGUAAAGAGAAAAUAAAGACAGAAAAAGAAAGACUCGAAAAGUUAGAGUCUGAGAAAAAAGCAAGAUUAGAAAUGGAGUUAUUGGAGCGUAAAAAAAAACAGGAAAAACUCAAAGAAAAAAACAAAUCGAAACAAAGAAAAUAUCCUGAAGCUGAAGAUAAUGAAUCGCAUUCGCAAGAAAGGAGACACGAUAUUGAUAAAACAACUGAAACAUGCCAAACAAAAAAAUCUGUCAGAAGUAAAGCUGAAAGAAGAAGGAAGUUAGCGGAGAGCAUUACCAAGUUCGAAGAGGAAUCUUUGAAAAAAGAAGAAAUCAGAAGAACGGUUAUUGAUCAAAAAUCCGAUAAAAAUUCAAAAAAAAAAGCGAAAAAAGAAAAAAACAAUUUUAGAGAACCAUUAAAGGAAGAAGGGGCUAGUAAAGUAAGAAAUCAAAAUAUGAACUAUAGUGAAUCAGGAAACAAUAUUAGUCAAGACUUCUCUGAUGAAUCAAGUAGUGAUGUAGAACUUUGUUCAUCUAUUGCCACAAGAAAGAAAAAAGAGACAAAAGAAGCUGAUAUAAAUAAAUACUUAUUUCCUGUCCUAAAAAUUGUAGAAGAGUCUAUUAAUGAAAGUAAAACAUCGCAGCAUUUAAAACAAGAUAAAAACGUCGAAGGUGAUUGUUCUAAUUACUCACCUAGUAAAGGUACUGUUGGAAAAAGACUUGCAAACGAAGAAUAUAGAACUACCCCAUUGGUUCAAAGUACUGUUGAAUUAUUUGAUCAAGAUUCUAUUUUUGAAACAAGAACCCAUCAAAAGGGAACUGAGGGUAAAGGUUUGGGAAGAUCAUGUUUAGGUGAUACUUCUAUAGCAUCCAAACCUGCUUCAAAGUGCACUAAAGAUCCAUCUAGCAACCAACAAAGUAAAAAAAACAAUGAAACCGAAAAUCGAAAAUCAAGGUCUAAAACAAAAAAAAGAACAGAAAAUAUAAAAAGAGCUGUAUCUGAAUCUAAUCCAAGAAAUACACAACAUUCAAAAUUCAAAACUAGAUCAAAUUCUCUUCCAACACCAAGAACUAGAUCCAGAUACAGGUCUAGGUCUAGGUCUAGGUCCAGGUCUAGAUCUAGACUAAAAAUAAAUCAAUCAAGAUCGAACACAAAAUUGCAUGAGAAACCUAAAGUCUAUUUUCAUGAAGAAUUAAAUAAAAAAAUGAUUUCAGAUUUAUUAUCAAAGUUUAUGUUUUUAGAAAAAAAAAUACCUCAAACAGUAGAAGAUUGUCCCAGGCAUAAAUCGAAGUUCAUUCCUAUGUUUUUGGAGGAAAAAGUAACUCAAUCAACACCUGGAAUUGAUAUUUUUGGCUUUUUUGGCAUUACUAACCUAGAUUUCUCACAUAUUUCAGAAGAAUCCACUUUGGAAGAAAUCGAAUGUUCUAUAGAAUUAUGUAGUGAAGAAAUCCUUCGUAUUCACACUCAUAUUUUGCCACUAUUGACUGGUCAAGAUUUACUUCAAAUCAAAACUUUUGAAAAGGAAUUGAUCAGUAAAUUUGUUAAAUUACUUAUUUUGUUUAAUACAAAAAAGGGUGAGUUACGAUGA